Molecule: messenger RNA, 1762 nt
Organism: Dalotia coriaria
Lineage: Eukaryota; Metazoa; Arthropoda; Insecta; Coleoptera; Staphylinidae
Product: serine protease persephone-like
Exons: 5
Coding region: 535-1734 (399 amino acids)
Biological process (GO): proteolysis
Molecular function (GO): serine-type endopeptidase activity
Source: RefSeq, a predicted model, not a curated record
UUAGUUAGUUGUCUGACGACUUCGCGGAGCGCAUGUAUCACGCCGCGGCCGUCAUUAGCGAUCGCUUGCGGCGGCGUUAAAUCGGUGCGAUACGCGACCCGUCCGUUCAGUUCGGUGCGCGAGUGCGAGUUGCCACCACAAACGACGUCAGAAAGAGGUCCGGUCGGCUCCACUGAUAGUUCCGCGGCAACGCAUCAACAGCACGCACAUUGUACAUACUAAUUGUUGUUUUUUUUUCCUACACAUCACAAUCGCAAAUACAUACACAUGCCAACAAAGCACUGCCUGUAAUAAUUACUAAUUACAGAUAUUAAUGCAUGCUAAUUAUGCGCGAGCCGCGCAAGACUGCCAGCGACAAAGACGCAAAUUAAGAGGACUGCAAACAAACAAAAAGUGACAAAGUUUUGUUAUUGUGCAUUAAAUUCCUGCUGAUAGAAAGAAAAAAAGUUUUACAACUUUAUCGUUGUUGCUGUGAAUGAAUUCAAUUGUUGACUGUGAUUUUUCAUUGUAAGUGCCGUGCAUCACUUCCCCAGGAUGGUGAAGACGUCGAAACCGAAUGUGUGUCAUCUCCUCCAGUCGGGCACGCUGGUGCUCUUGAUGAUCUUGAACUUGAUCGCUUCGUACCCGUUAGAAGUAAUGGUGAAAAUUCCAGAAGGCUCCUCGUGCGACUUGAAGCAGGAGGAGCUUACGGGCGGCGGCGCCGGCGCCGGUACCUGCGUGGUGGUCAAGCAGUGCCCACCGGUGAUCAAAAGUCUAAAGGCGCGCCGGAGUCAUGAUUUUGCCCGGUGUGGGUUCCGAGGCACGCUGGAGAUUGUCUGCUGUCCGAACGACGUCAUCCUGUCCGAGGACGACAAGGACAAGCUGAAAGCGACGCCGAAACCGACGACCACCAGCACUACCAUGACCACAUCCAAAGCAGAGGUACGCGGCCCUUCGAUAAGAAAAAGUGUUCAAGUAUGCGAGGAUCUAUUGGAGCGUUUCAAAGAGCAACCAAUCAGCCUCCAUAUUGCGGGUGGGGAAGACGCUGACCCAGGUGAAUUCUCGCAUAUGUGUGCGCUGGGCUAUGACACCGACGGCGAGCCGAAGAUUGCAUACAACUGCGGUGGCACGCUCAUUAGCGAGCGGUACGUGCUCACCGCCGCACACUGCAUCAUUAGUCAAUCAAUGGGUGCACCUGUCCGGGUGCGCAUGGGCAUGACAGAUUUAAGGACAACCGACGGCGAGGAGGUCGCCAUUGCGAAUAUUACAGUACACCCUGAGUACCAGCGUAAGAACAAGCGGAAUGACCUCGCGCUGAUUGAGUUAGAGCGCGGGGUGACGUUCACCAACAGUUUACAUCCGGCUUGUUUGUAUACCAAACCAGAUAAUCCUAAAGGUUUGAUAGUUACAGGCUGGGGACACUUAGAAACUGCUGGUAGAACUAGUCCAGUCCUUCAGAAAGGAAUCCUAUCUCCUGUGGAGGUAUCCGAUUGCAAUGAGUCCUACUCGCGGGCACCGCAGAUUUCCGUCACCAUCCAGGCCGAUCAGGUGUGCGCCAUUUCCACAAGCGGUAAAACCGAUGCAUGUCAGGGAGACAGCGGUGGUCCCAUUCAAAUACUGAGUCCUGCCAGUAACGUAUACUUCGUCGUCGGCGUGACAUCCUUCGGAAGGGGGUGUGGGGGUACGUUUCCAGGAGUGUAUGCACGUGUGUAUAGUUAUAUUGAUUGGAUUGAGAAAAUUGUCUGGCCGAAAUAAAUUAUGGACUUUUUAGUUUUUUAGUCAA